UCUGACACAGGCAGGAGCUGCAGUGCAGCCAAGCUUCACCCCCUCCCUAAGGGGCACCUCCAUGCCUGCCUGAGCUCUGCACACCUUCAUACAGGGACACCCACCUGGAGACAGGAGAAGGGGUGGCAGUCAGGAUGCCAACCCCAUGAGCAUGGUGUUUUUGGUGGCACAAUGACAGUCCCCCUGCUAAAAAUCGGGGCCGUGCUCAGCACUAUGGCAAUGGUCACCAACUGGAUGUCACAGACGUUGCCAUCACUUGUGGGUCUCAAUGGCACCAGACCUGGUACUUCUGAAAAAAUUACCCUCUUUCCCAGUCCUGAAGAUGGUUGGCAAAUAUAUACAUCAGCGCAAGCACCUGAUGGCAAAUGCAUCUGCACAGUGGUGGCACCGGCACAGACGAGCUGCUCCAGAGACCCUCGGAGUCGACAGCUAAGACAAUUGAUGGAAAAGGUACAGAACAUUUCACAGUCCAUGGAAGUCUUAGAUCUGAGAACAUUUCGAGAUCUACAGUACGUGCGAAACACUGAGUCCUUAAUGAAAGUUCUGGACACAAAGUUGAGGUCCACGGACACCCAGAGAAGUAUCAACGCUAAAAGUUUCCAGGAGCUAAAGGAUAAAAUGAAGCAGCUCUUACCUCUUAUCCCUGUUCUUGACCAAUACAAGUCAGACACCAAGAUGAUUGUCCAGUUAAAGGAGGAAGUGCGAAACCUCUCUAAUGUCCUGCUUGUGAUACAAGAAGAGAUGGGGGCCUAUGAUUAUGAGGAACUGCAGCAGAGGGUCAUGAUUUUGGAAGCCAGGUUGCACUCUUGUAUGCAAAAACUGGGUUGUGGCAAACUCACAGGCGUCAGUAACCCAAUCACGAUACGUGCCUCGGGGUCUCGGUUUGGGUCAUGGAUGACAGAUACUAUGGCUCCCAGUGCAGAUAAUAGGGUCUGGUAUAUGGAUGGUUACCUAAAAGGUCGAAGAGUCCUAGAAUAUCGAAGCCUCAACGACUUUAUCAAGGGUCAGAACUUUGUUCAGCACCUCCUUCCACAUCCUUGGGCUGGCACUGGUCAUGUGGUUUACAAUGGCUCCCUCUAUUACAACAAGUAUCAGAGCAACAUAGUAGUAAAAUAUCACUUCAGGUCCCGUAGUGUCUCCGUCCAGAGGAACCUCAACAACGCUGGCUACAACAACACCUUUCCCUACUCAUGGGGAGGCUUCUCAGACAUAGAUUUCAUGGUAGAUGAAAAUGGGCUAUGGGCUGUUUACACAACCAACCAGAAUGCAGGAAAUAUUGUUGUCAGCAAGUUGGAUCCCCAGACACUCGAGAUCCUCCAGACUUGGGACACCGGAUACCCAAAGCGAAGUGCUGGAGAGUCCUUCAUGAUAUGUGGUACCCUCUAUGUAACCAAUUCUCAUCUAGCUGGAGCCAAGAUCUACUUUGCGUAUUAUACAAAUUCAUCUACUUAUGAGUACACAGAUAUUCCAUUCCAUAACCAGUAUUCACAUAUCUCUAUGUUGGACUACAACCCACGAGAAAGAGUCCUCUACACCUGGAAUAAUGGUCAUCAAGUUCUCUACAAUGUCACUCUGUUCCAUGUUAUAAAGACUUCUGGAGAGUGAUGUAGACUGUAUCAGACAUUCAUCUCACCUAUUUUUGUUAUUUCUUGGUUUAAUUAUUUUUACAGUCUGAUAAUUCCAGUUAUUUCUAUGAAACGCACAGAACACAAAAAGACUUUCACGUGGUUGAGUGAGCAUGGUAUCAAGUAAACUUUUUUUUUCUCUCCGGUGGCAAAUAAAGACAGUAUUUGACAUUG
This is a messenger RNA of Bufo gargarizans (Asiatic toad), 1799 nucleotides long. It is a transcript of the gene OLFM2, whose product is annotated as olfactomedin 2. Gene Ontology annotation, biological process: signal transduction. The record is from RefSeq and is a predicted model, not a curated record. Lineage: Eukaryota; Metazoa; Chordata; Amphibia; Anura; Bufonidae. Bases 172 to 1605 code for a protein of 477 amino acids. The transcript is spliced from 6 exons.